This is a messenger RNA of Aspergillus ochraceoroseus IBT 24754, 2095 nucleotides long. RefSeq lists its product as uncharacterized. NCBI's taxonomy places the organism in Eukaryota, Fungi, Ascomycota, Eurotiomycetes, Eurotiales, Aspergillaceae. Bases 1 to 1947 code for a protein of 648 amino acids. Gene Ontology annotation, molecular function: NAD+ poly-ADP-ribosyltransferase activity. The record is from RefSeq and is a predicted model, not a curated record. The transcript is spliced from 6 exons.
AUGCCAUCUCGCUCAUUUGCUGAGUUGACAAUUAGCCUCAGUGGAAAAUUCAAAGGCUAUAAACACCAUAAAUUGGAAGGGAUAAUAGAAGGCCUGGGAGCAACUUAUAGCCACAAGGUCACUCCCAACUGCACCCAUCUCAUUAGCACGGAGCUCGAAAUGCAAAGGAGAAGCCUGAAAGUAACUCAAGCCAGUAAUGCUUAUACUUGCGACGUCGUUUCCUUGCAAUGGCUACUGGAUUCUGAACGUAAUGCGGCUCCACAGCCUGAGGAAAGCUAUACGAUACCGGCCAAGUCGGCUACCCCAGCCGUUGACAAUGGGAUCGUUGGCCAGAAACGUGCCAUUGAGCAAGUGCUGGAUAUGAGUGAGGAUCCUUGUGUAAAGAAAUGCAAAACGGAGCUCAAGGUCAAUCAUCAGGAUGUCACCAUUCCGGCGCAUCAAGCGUGUCCAUUCAGAGGGGACUAUUCUGUGUAUAUCGACGACACUGGGGCAGUAUGGGACGCAAUGCUGGUCAAAACGGCGGCGGGAGGGAAGAUUAACCACUAUUACCACCAACAGCUUCUUGUGGAUCGUUCCAGAACGCAUUAUAGAAGCUGGGCCUGUUGGGGACGAGUAGGUGAGGCGGCCCAAACGCUGGAAUGCAUCGACCAAGGCAGGCGGGAUGCACAGGAGAACUUUGAAAAGAGAUUCUAUCAGAGAACGGGGUUCCACUGGGGGAUGAGGCUUUUUCGUUCGACACAGCCAGGGAAAUACACAUAUAUUUCCCCAGGCUACAUGGACCUAGAGUUGGAGAAUCAAGGCGAGUCCCAGCAACAGGUGCGGUAUAAAAUGCGGCUAGCAGAGUGCACGCUGCCAAAAUCGGUGCAAAAAGUCCUCGGUUGUAUCUUUAACAUGGACAACUUGGUGUCUGCUACCACUGCCAUGUCUUAUGAUACACGAAAGUUACCUCUUGGGAAGCUCAGCAAGCAAACGCUUCGCGAAGGGUACUCAAUCUUGAAGGAGUUGAGUGGAGUCAUUGAAACUCCGUUUCUCGCAGGAACCCUGCAUAAGAAGGAGUUAGACGAAGUGAUUAAGGAGCUCAGCAGCCAAUAUCUGAGCAUUAUUCCCCACGUCUUCGGGAAGAAUCAGCCGCCCAUCCUACACAGCGAGAAACAUAUCAAAAAGGAGUUGGACCUCCUACUUGACCUUGCAAACAUGUUAGUCACAACAGACAUCGUAGACUCUGUCCAAAAUGGCAUAGAGCAUCCGCUUGACCGACAGUUUCAGGCCCUAGGGCUACAAGAGAUGACUACUCUAAAGCAUAGUUCUGCCGAAUUCAAGGAAAUCAGCCGUUACUUUUUCCAAUCGCCAAGGGUCACAGGUGCUCAUAAUCAGAUCAUCGAUAUUUUUCGGAUUCAGCGUCGGGGCGAGGAAGACCGUUUGAAAACUUGUGAGACUGGAAAUCUUAAUAACAGCAAUCGGAGACUCCUAUGGCAUGGCUCACGGAUUGCUAACUUUGCGGGGAUCCUGAGUCAAGGCCUGCUCGUUUCACCCCCAGGCGUAGGUGCCAACGGGGCAUCAUUCGGAAAGGGCUUGUAUUUCACGGAUGCUUCUAAUCGAUCACUCAAAUUUUCGCCAGUCGAUAAGAAAUCUCGUAGAAGGCUGCUGAUGCUCUGCAAUGUGGAAUUGGGGCAUCCAAUGCAUGAGAUCAACCCGGGCACGCAAUUCACUGGCCGGAAGAAUGGUACAAUUUCCACGCUUGCGUUAGGGAUUCGAGGACCGCGAUUGUGGAAGGAUGCCAGCUGCAUUCACCCUACUCUGCGAGGUUCAAAGAUUCCAGAUCCCAACGACUACUUUUUACCCCCAAGCGCCUCCUCCGCCCUGAGUGGCCGAUAUCUUAAUGAGUACGUUGUUUACGACCCAGCCCAGGUCCAGCUGAAGUACCUCGUAUUCUUACUACAAAGCUGAGCGCAUGCGUAUGAAAGCUUUUAUGUGGCUAGCGUUCUUGAGCUUUGAGAAGCUACACUUUCGACACUGAGAUGCUACCAGAUAACCGCAAUGUAGUGGCUAGAGGCUACAGUCUUGGGCGGUUCAAGAAAAGAAUAUUCAUAGUGAC